Messenger RNA from Nothoprocta perdicaria, 9348 nucleotides. RefSeq names its product WNK lysine deficient protein kinase 1 (gene WNK1). Bases 1 to 8448 code for a protein of 2815 amino acids. The record is from RefSeq and is a predicted model, not a curated record. Gene Ontology annotation, cellular component: cytosol; cytoplasm. Gene Ontology annotation, biological process: protein phosphorylation; negative regulation of sodium ion transport; monoatomic ion homeostasis. Lineage: Eukaryota; Metazoa; Chordata; Aves; Tinamiformes; Tinamidae. Gene Ontology annotation, molecular function: chloride channel inhibitor activity; potassium channel inhibitor activity; ATP binding. The transcript has 33 exons.
AUGGGUUAUGUUUCAGCUGUGCACGGAGAGCAAGAGGAACCGAAUGACCUAGUCAAGGGGCACGUCCCGCGCCCACAGUUUUGCAACCUGCGCAACCUGCUGAUUACUCCUCGUACAGGCUACGGCAUGCAAAGUAUUUUGCAAAGAGAGGAGGAGGAAGAGUCGUGCAAGGAGGAGGAGGAGGAGGAGGGAGAGGCGGCCGCGCUGCCCGCCAGCAGCUCCGCCGGCAGCGCCGCCGCCGCCAGCCGCGAGCUCGAGGAGCGGCGCGCGCAGCAGGAGGACAUCGAGGAGCUGGAGACCAAGGCGGUGGGCAUCUCCCCCGACGGCCGCUUCCUCAAGUUCGACAUCGAGAUCGGCAGAGGCUCCUUCAAGACUGUCUACAAGGGGCUGGAUACGGAGACCACGGUGGAGGUCGCCUGGUGCGAGCUGCAGGAUCGGAAACUGUCCAAGUCGGAGCGACAAAGAUUUAAAGAGGAAGCUGGGAUGCUGAAAGGGCUCCAGCAUCCCAACAUUGUCCGGUUCUACGAUUCCUGGGAGUCUACAGUCAAAGGAAAAAAAUGUAUUGUUCUUGUGACGGAACUCAUGACAUCUGGAACACUGAAAACGUAUCUGAAAAGAUUUAAAGUGAUGAAAAUCAAAGUGCUACGAAGCUGGUGCCGCCAGAUCCUGAAAGGCUUGCAAUUUCUGCACACGCGCACCCCUCCCAUUAUCCACAGAGACUUAAAAUGCGACAACAUCUUCAUUACUGGCCCCACUGGCUCUGUCAAGAUUGGAGACCUGGGUCUGGCCACUCUGAAACGAGCUUCUUUCGCCAAAAGUGUGAUAGGUACCCCAGAGUUCAUGGCCCCCGAGAUGUAUGAGGAGAAAUACGAUGAAUCCGUUGAUGUAUAUGCUUUUGGGAUGUGUAUGCUAGAGAUGGCCACGUCUGAGUAUCCUUAUUCUGAGUGCCAAAAUGCUGCGCAGAUCUACCGACGAGUGACCAGUGGUGUCAAGCCAGCCAGCUUCGAUAAAGUAGCAAUCCCUGAAGUGAAGGAGAUCAUCGAGGGAUGCAUUCGGCAAAACAAAGGCGAAAGAUAUGCUAUUAAGGAUCUUUUGAAUCAUGCCUUCUUCCAAGAAGAGACCGGAGUACGGGUAGAACUAGCAGAGGAAGAUGACGGAGAGAAAAUUGCUAUUAAGCUCUGGCUGCGAAUUGAAGAUAUCAAAAAACUCAAGGGCAAAUAUAAAGAUAACGAAGCAAUAGAGUUUUCUUUUGACCUGGAGAGAGAUGUCCCAGAGGAUGUAGCCCAAGAAAUGGUGGAAUCUGGCUAUGUCUGCGAGGGGGAUCACAAGACAAUGGCAAAAGCCAUCAAGGACAGGGUGUCUUUGAUUAAGCGGAAGCGAGAGCAGCGUCAAUUGGUGCGAGAAGAACAGGAGAAGAAGCUGCAGGAAGAAAGUAGUCAAAAGCAACAGCUGGAGCAGCAGCAACCGUCAAGCACUUCCCAUGCAGGCUCAAAGCAUCCCCAGUCUGUCACUGGUCCUGCUUCUGUCCCCACUACUUCAGCUUCAGUUUCCACACAGGUGGAGCCUGAAGAACCAGAAGCUGAUCAGCACCAACAGCUGCAGUUCCAGCAACCCAGCAUAUCUGUUCUUUCUGAUGGGACWGUUGACAGUGGCCAGGGGUCAUCUGUUUACACCGAAUCAUGUGUGAGCAGCCAGCAGACCGUGUCCUAUGGCUCCCAACACGAGCAGUCCGUUUCAACAGCUGCAGUCCCGGGAUACGCAGCUUCGGUUGGCCAAGUGCAGUCACAACAGCAUGGAGGAUAUCAGCCACCUGCAGUGCCUCAACGUGGUCGUAGCAUGUCAGUUUGUGUCCCCCACCUUCCUGCUCUUCCCUCUAUGUCCUGCAUCCCUCUCAGUGCUCCUUCCACCCCACCACCAGCGCUGUCUGCACCUCUUUCUCCUUUCUACCUUCGGACUGUCCCUGAAGAAACCUUUGCAGAAAAGCUUUCUAAAGCCCUGGAAAGUGUCCUGCCCAUGCACUCUGCCUCUCCACGCAAGCACCGACGCUCCAGCCUGCCCUCCCUCUCUGUCAGUCCUCCUCAGCAUCCGCGUGGGGGAACACCACCGUUCCCAGACUCACAGAUAUUUUUCCCAACCGUUCAUGAACGGCCGGUGUCUUUCUCGCCACCGCCUCUCUGCCCUCCGAAGGUGGCAGUUGCCCAGCGCCGCAAGAGCACCUCUUUUUUGGAAGCCCAGACUUGCCACUUCCAGCCAGUGCUGAAGACUGGCCAGAGUUUAGUCCCACCCGGUGGCAGUCCCACCAACUGGACACCGGAGGCGCUGGUUAUGCUGGGCACUGCAGCUCACAGAGUCACUGGAGAGCCACUGCACRUGCAAGUCAAUCCCGUGUUUGAGCCAGCUCCUGUGCACAGUGACUGUAGAUCUGGACCGGCCCCUCCGGAGGAUGCUCCCUACCGCAUGCAUCCCGAAGCCGUGUAUUUGGUGGGCAUGCACUAUCCAGCGCAGGAGCAGUACGAUCAAGUAGCGUAUAGCUCUCCGGCGCCGGAGCAACACGUGAAGCAGGUCUCUGAGGCGAAGCACGUGCAAGGUGGUCCUCCACAGAGCUCGGUGUUUGACUUUCAGCCCGGCCAAACGUACCUGGCCAGGCACGUCCAGAACCUGAGACUGGAUUCGGGGAUGGCUCCUCUUUCUCCGCUGUCGAGUGUUUCGGCUCCCCUGAGCGCAGAGCCCGCUCCGCUGACGUUCCACCAGGUGUUCGUGCCGCACUCGGCGCCGGCCGUGCUCUCGCACGGCGGGGAUGGCAGAACCAGCUGUGUCUUUGAGUUCCACGUGCACACGCCGAGCGCGGCGCCCGCCGAGGGCGGCGCCUUGACCCCGCGGGUCUACAGAGGUCGGCGGUGCUCUGCGGAGAGCAGCCAAGAGGAAGCCGCUCCUCCGGGCGUAGGGUUGCAUGGUCGGCUUCAGCCUGUCACGGAGGAGCAGUGUAACUAUCUUGGUCCUGAGGCCGCAGGGCCCAGAGCGGGCUCUGCCAGGCAGAGCUGGCCAGAAGGAAGCCCAGAGUACUCCAGUGAUUCCUCACAGCUGACUUCCUCUGACACCGGCGACUUCCAGUCUCCUCCUCCUACGGGAGGCUCAUCUUCUGCUUUCGGUUCAGACUUUUCCUUGCCUGUUGUUCAGCUGCCUCAGAAGGUGUUACAGGAGUCCCAGCUCUUCAUCUGCUUCCCUCAGGGAGCUUCGAGUCAGCAGGCCUUGUCCACCUCGCUUCCAUCGGGACCACCUACCCUCUAUCCGCAGACACAAGUGCAAGGCCAGUCAGCCUCAAGCAGUGCAUCGGUGCCAUCCCAGUCUACCCAACACACUCAGCAGAAUGUGCAGCCGCCGGCCCCUUCCCAGCAGCCUGGCCAGUACCAGCUGCAGCAGCCAUCGGUUUCUGCUGGCGCCGCUCCCACACAAACGGUCUCUCAAACACAGACUUCACAGGUUAUGCCAAUGCCUCAGGCACCAGCUGGGACACAGCUUCCUGUUUCCCAACCAGUGUCGAUCAUCCAAGGCGAGCCUCAAUUACCUGUUGCAGCACCUUCUCUCCCUCAGCCUUCAGUUGCCCCRCCAGUCCCUGUCGGCUCUCAUUUUCUACCCAUGGGACAGCCCUUGACAAGCUCCAUGCUCCCCCAGUUCUCAGUCUCGCAGUUGCCCGUAGCAGCUCCUCACGUGUCAGUGGCUCAGCCAGGUUUCCAGUCGCUGCCCAGUUCCAUGGCAGCUGGCAUCAAUCAGCCCCUGCUCACACUGGCGACAUCCGCUGCGGCAGCCGCUGUGCCCGUAGGAUCGACUGUUGUCCCUAGCCAGCUGCCCACGCUCAUGCAGCCUGUGGCUCAGCUGCCCAGCCAGGUUCUCCCGCAGCUCCUGCAGCCAGCUGUCCAGUCCGUGGGAUUGCCAGCCAGCAUUGGACAAGCUGCUGAGGCUUCACUUCCUGCUGGAGAUGCUCUUUACCAGGGCUUCCCAUCUCGGCUGCCACCACAGUACUCAGGGGACUCAAAUGUUGCACCCUCCUCUGCUGUGGCCUCUGUUUGCCUGCCUUCUGCCGUGCUCUCCCCUCCCCUGCCCACAGAUGCCGUGGCUCAGCCAGGCUACCUUGCUGCCGUGGUGCAGCCCUACGGGGAGCAGAACGUUUUAGUUCCUGUGGGGGGCCUAGGAGGGCAGGCUCAGAUGCCGCCCCAGCCGCCUGCAGUGAGUUUGGCACAACAGGCCUCGUCUGCCUCCUCCCAGCAGGUAGCUUUGGAGGGUACUCAGGGAGUCUCACAGACUGCUGCUUCCGAGUCUCUGCCAUCAACGCAGCCUGCUCAGUCUACUCCUUUGGCUUCCUCUAUGGAUAGUGCACAUUCUGAUGUUGCUUCAGGGCUGAGUGAUGGCAAUGAGAAUGUUCCAACUUCUAGUGGAAGGCACGAAGGGAGAACCACCAAACGUCACAUGCGGAGGUCUGUCCGCAGCCGCUCUCGCCACGAGAAGACUGCUAGGCCCAAACUGAGAAUUCUCAAUGUUUCAAAUAAAGGUGAUCGGGUAGUGGAGUGCCAGCUAGAGACACACAAUCGGAAAAUGGUUACUUUCAAAUUUGAUUUGGAUGGUGACAACCCUGAGGAAAUAGCUUCUAUUAUGGUGCAGAAUGAGUUUAUUUUAGCAACUGAGCGAGACUCAUUUGUAGAACAGGUACGAGAGAUAAUUGAAAAGGCAGAUGAAAUGCUGAGUGAGGAUGUAAGUGUGGAGCCAGAAGGUGAUCAGGGUUUGGAGAGUAUGCGGACAAAAGAUGAUGGCUACUUUCCAGGGUCACAGAAAUUAGAGUUCAAACAGCCAGAUCCUACAUCUUCCAUGCCACAAAGAACAGGAGUUCCUCCCAGCUCCUUUACCCAGGUCGUCCAUUCUGCAGGAAGACGGUUUAUUGUCAGCCCUGUCCCUGAGAGUCGGUUAAAAGAGCAGAGCUUUUUCAGCUCCGCUGUUCCUGGAGGAACAGAAACCCCAGAUGUGGUUGCUGCAUCUCCCUUACACGGUCCCGGAAUGAAUCUCUCCCACUCGGCGUCGUCGCUGAGCUUGCAGCAGGCUUUCUCUGAGAUCAGGCACGCGCAAAUGACAGAAGGACCUAGUACCGCUCCCCCCGUGUUCAAUCAGGCUGUCCCACCAUUCCCACCUGCACUUUCCACCAUGGCAGGCAGUGGUGCUCCCUCUGCAUCCGUAGCUGCUCCUUCAGUAUCUGUUCCUUCCACUACAGGCGUUUCUGUUCCAGGGUCUGUUACUUUGCCUUCAGAAAACGCAGCUGGUGGAGCUGCACCAAGCACAAGUGUCCCGAGCUCUGUUUCUCCACCUGCGGCCUCACAAUCUGGACAGCAGUCAACUGCUGGAGUGGCUUCCAGCGUGAGCGCCCCUGCUUCCUUCCCCCAACCCACCACAUCCCAGCCUGCUCAGCCACUGCCUGGAGACAUUGCCCCUAGUACCAGCACGCCGGCCUCUCUGGCACUGUCAUCCACCCAGAUUCCCGGUGUCCCUGGUCCUGGUGUCAUGGCACCAGCUGUGACUUCUCAAUCCACUCCUCAGCUUGUAAGUAGUUUGGCAGCGCCGCAGACAUCUGUUACCCUGUCUCUGCCUCAGAAUGUGACUUUGCAGCUUCCUCAACUUAGUAGUAGUGGCUCUGUCUCCAGCCUGGCAGAAACAACAGUUGUGAGUGCUCCACAGCCCCUCUCUGACAGUGGGCAACCUGUGGAUAAAUCACAGCUCGGCAGCGCGGCUGGAUUGUCUCUUCCAAUCUCUGCACCUUUAUCAUCUUCAGCAGCAACAAGCAUAUGUGGAUCAGCCAGCCAGCCAGUGAUACAUCCUUUAAUCAUCGCAUCAGCAGUUACAUCAACACCUGUCCUACCCYCAAUUCCAGGUGCAAUGUCCACGCCUGUGUUGCCCCAGGUGCCCUUGCCUGGUGUCUUACCACAGCCCGUUACCAACCUGCCUGCAGUGCAGCAGACACUGAUACACAGUCAGCCUCAGCCCGCUCCGUUACCCAACCAGCCUCACACUCACUGUCUCGAGGCUGAUGCUGAUGCUCAGUCGAAAGCACCCGGUAUUGAUGAUAUAAAGACCCUGGAAGAAAAGCUGCGCUCCCUCUUCAGCGAACACAGCAAUGUUGGAACAGCACAUCCGUCGGUGUCGCUGGAGACAUCACUGGUCAUGGAAACGACGGUCAUUCCUGGCGUACCAACCACUGUGGUGGCUCCAACCAAACCCCUGACAUCCAUUAGCACUUGUAUCCCACCGAGCAGUUUGCCCCUGGGGGCCACGGGUUUGCCCGUGYUGACACCAGUGGCCACUCCUGGGCAAGUGAUCACCCCGGUCAGCUAUAUUUCAGCACCGAGCAGCAUUGCAACGGCAGCAGUGAAACCAGGGACCUCUCCUUCCAAGCCGCCUCUAAGUAGGGUACCGGUGCUACCAGUAGGGUCUGAACUUCCAGCUGGCACUCCGUCCAGUGAGCCGCUGCCACCUUUUCCAGGACCUUCACUAACUCAGUCCCAGCAGCCACUGGAAGAUCUGGACGCCAAGCUGAGAAGAACCCUUAGUCCGGAGACUGUCCCGGUGACAUCUGCUCCUGCCUGUUCUGCGCCCUCAGUAGCAUCCACGACGGUUACCGGGCUGGUGUCCACAGCAGCACAGUCCCCGAAAGAUGCUUCRGCAUCAUGUGGUGGAGAGAGCAGUGCUAUGGCCACCACAGCAGGAGCUGGUGUUCUUAAAAUGGGACGUUUUCAGGUCUCGGUGGCCGUAGAUGAUGUGCUAAAAGAGAGUGACAAACCUGAAACGAAGCCAGGGCAAUUUGAAACCACCUCCUCUGAAUCAUCAUCUCUUUCUGGCAGCAGCCCAGAGAGUACACUGGUAAAGCAGGCCGGCAGUCGGAAAAGUGAGGCUGUUGCUGGCUCAUCCUUGGACGUGGUCGAUGGUGUUCCUCACCCGCUUCCCGCGGUGCAGCUGCCCGUAGAUGCUGGGCAGCCCACUAAGGUCGGGCGCUUCCAGGUGACGACGACGACGGAUCAAGUGGGGCGCUUCUCAGUGUCCAAGACUCAGGAUGAGGUCACCUGCGCAGAGAAGGAGCCAGUGACUCUUCCUCUCCCUGUGGACUUGGAACAAGUUGCAGCUUCGGCUGCAGCUCCUCAGAAGGAGCUGGAGGCCAGGCAGUCCCCGCACAUGAACGGCCCAUCCUUGGAGCUGGAGGCCGCCUUCCUGAGCGGCAUGGCCAAGGAGAUGGAUGAGGGCUCAGGGAGCCCAGACUCCCUCCAGCACCUGGGCUCAAAGAUCAGCCUCCCUGUCCAGAGCCUUAGCAACUCGUUCAACUCUUCUUACAUGAGCAGUGAUAACGAGUCGGAUAUUGAAGAUGAGGACUUGAAAUUGGAAUUGCGUCGGUUACGGGAGAAGCACCUUAAAGAGAUCCAGGAGCUGCAGAGCCGCCAGAAGCAGGAGAUUGAAUCGCUCUACACGAAGCUGGGGAAGGUCCCCCCUGCAGUAAUUAUCCCCCCRGCUGCACCCCUUUCGGGAAGGAGGAGACGACCCACUAAGGGAAAGAGCAGCAAGUCCAGUCGUAGCAGCUCCCAGGGAAAUAAGAGCCCGCAGCUAUCGGGCAAUUUGUCAGCUCAGAGCGCGCCGUCGGUCCUGCCCCCGCAGCAGACUCUUCUCCCUCCCGGWAGCGGGCCGGAGACGGGCCAGAACCAUUUGUUACAGCCCCUCAAACCUUCACCUUCCAGCGAGAACCUCUACUCUGCCUUCACCAGUGAUGGUGCCCUCUCGGUACCAAGCCUUUCUGCACCAGGCCAAGGCUGUGCGAAGUUUAACUGUGCGUCUGAGAGAGUGACCUUCAAGCCUGGUGGCAGGAGGACCCGAUUUCUGAGGAAGAUGGUGAAAAAAGUCUGUCCUUGCAACCAGCUCUGUAGGACCAGCAGCACCAACACCGUCGGGGCUGCCGUGAACAGCCAAGCUCCCCAGGCCCAGCCUCCCGCCAUCGCCUCGAGCCGCAAGGGGACGUUCACGGACGACCUGCACAAGCUGGUAGACAACUGGGCCCGAGAUGCCAUGAACCUCUCUGGCAAGAAAGUUGGCAAAGGGCACAGCAACUACGAGGGCCCUGGAAUGGCAAGAAAAUUCUCGGCGCCAGGUCAACUCUGUAUCUCUAUGACAUCCUCCCUGGGUGCUACGCCCAUCUCUGCAGCAUCAGCUACCUCUUUAGGUCCCUUCCCCAAGGCCAUGUGCCCUCCGCAGCAGUACGGUUACCCCGCAGCGUCUUUCCCAGCCCCGUGGAGCGGGACGGGGGGCCCAGCACAGCAGCCCCUGGGCCAGUUCCAGCCCGUAGGUGCCGCCUCUUUGCAGAGCUUCAACAUCGGCAACUUGCAGAAGUCGAUCAGCAACCCCCCCGGCUCCAACCUGCGGACCACUUAGCCACGCUCGGAGCCCCUGCUGGCUACACCCUGGGGCAGGACACGGGGAGGGAGACGGGGCCGCUGUCAACGACUAGUGCUGCAGUGAACUGGGAGCUUGCCAGACUGGGAAUUUCUCUUUUGCCACCGUUGCUGUCAGCUCUCUGUCAAGGGAGCUUCCCCACACACUUGCCAGGGGGAGGAGGAUGAUGAGGCAUCCCUGUGAUGGGACAGUGCUUUUGGCCGAGCGGUCCCGCUCUCGUGCGCAGGGGGAGCUGUGAAGAUGAGUCAUGGGGGCGGUUAACGCAGCCUCGCUGUAAAAUUCCUCUGUGGGCCGAGGCUGAAUCCACCUGUGUUGAGAURGGAGAGGUGAAUCCUAGCAUGAGGCUUUAGCACGCUCCCCAUCUCUCCCUGAAGAACCAAGCCCAGGAGAAAAGCUGUCCAAAUCCCCCUCCUCUCCSUCUCCCCCAAACAAUCGUACCUGGCUCCAGAGUGAUGGGGCACACGAAUGGACUUGCAGUGCAGCCCGUGCUUGAUAGGUCAUUACUGCUUUAAGUAAGAUAUUAACAGCUUUGACUGCAGCAUUAGAGCAAUUUAAAUUGUUUAAAAAAUUUUAAAAGUUCCCUGCGGACAUGUACUUACCAUCAGUUUUGAUGUGGAAACACUGUGAUAUAUAAAUGUUGUUGGACAACAGUAGUUUAAAAAUGAGUGGAAUAUAGAGGGUUAAAAAAGUUAAAAAGAAAAAAAUGGAAAAAAAGCUAGCUAUAUCCUUAUACUUAUUGGAGACACUUUAACUUUUUCCUUUGUAUUUUCAUUGUAUUAGAUAAAUAAAUGUGAAUGUAAAAUUGUAUAAAUUAAUGUACUUGAAUACUUGUCUGUUCUCCCAGUAUGCUUGCUGGAUAUUUUAGUGCCUUGGACUUCU